AUGAUUAUUAAAAAAGAGAAAAUUCGUAAUUUCUCAAUUAUUGCCCACAUUGACCAUGGCAAAUCUACUCUCGCAGAUCGUUUAUUAGAAAAAACUAACUUAAAAGGCAGUAAUAAGUCAAUAGAAAGAGUACUCGAUAGCCUUUCCCUCGAACAAGAAAAAGGAAUUACUAUUAAACUAAAUGCCGUACAAUUAUACUAUCCACUAGAAAGCCCCGAGCCUUAUAUUUUUAAUCUGAUUGACACUCCUGGUCACGUUGAUUUUAUGUAUGAAGUUUCUCGCUCUCUGGCGGCUUGUGAAGGAGUAAUCCUUUUAGUUGACGCUACCAAAGGGAUUCAAGCCCAAACUCUUGCUUAUUACGAAAUCGCCAAAAGUCUUAAUUUAAAAGUUCUGCCCGUCAUUAAUAAAAUUGACUUACCUCACGCCCAAUUAGAUACUACUAAAAACCAACUCACCGAACUCCUUGACUGUCAAGAAAAUGAUAUUUGCUUAAUUUCAGCCAAAACUGGGUUAAAUGUUGACUUACUUUUGGAAAAAAUUAUUAGUGAUAUUCCGCCCCCAUUAGAAAAAAGCGAACUUACUCGCUUAAAAAUUAAUGAUCUCACUGCCCAAAUUCACCUUAAAAGAAGAGAGUUAGGAAAGUUAAUCGCCGAAACUAAAAACAAGUUUAGCAAAGCCGAGAGUUACUUGCUGGAACGACUUCUUGACGAGAAGCCUAAUUCUGAGAAAUUAAACGAACUACAAGUUGCCUUAUCAGACCGCAAGGCAGAAACAGAAAUUAUUUUAAACAAAAAGCGAGAGUUAAGAGAUUUAGAAAAGCACUUAGAGCAAUUACAAGCAAUUCAAUUAGAAGCGAAAGUAGAAGUUAACUAA
This is a messenger RNA of Paraglomus brasilianum, 873 nucleotides long. The record is from the annotation of a GenBank genome assembly. Lineage: Eukaryota; Fungi; Glomeromycota; Glomeromycetes; Paraglomerales; Paraglomeraceae.